Punctularia strigosozonata HHB-11173 SS5 is the source of this 930-nucleotide messenger RNA. RefSeq lists its product as uncharacterized. The transcript is spliced from 9 exons. Gene Ontology annotation, biological process: L-ascorbic acid biosynthetic process. The record is from RefSeq and is a predicted model, not a curated record. Gene Ontology annotation, molecular function: calcium ion binding; gluconolactonase activity. NCBI's taxonomy places the organism in Eukaryota, Fungi, Basidiomycota, Agaricomycetes, Corticiales, Punctulariaceae. The coding region runs from base 1 to 930 and encodes 309 amino acids.
AUGGCUAGCAAAAUUAUUGUUGAAAAACCUCUGUUGCAGACGGCAUGUAUGCUAGGCGAAGGUCCAUUGUACGAUGCGCGUACUUGCACGCUGCAUUUUGUUGACAUUGAGGAGCGCAAGGUGUUUCAUUUGAACGUCGAAACCCUUGACUUGGUCACCGAGGACUUUGGUGUACCAGUCACGUCCCUAGCGCUCCGCAAGCAAGGUCCCGGGUUGGCCUGCACCACUGCAUUAGGGUUCGCUCUGGCUGAGGGGGAUGGUAGACUCACAUAUCUCGCCAAACCACUGCCAACCGCGUAUGCGGUGCAUACGAGGUUCAACGACGGCGCAUGCGACGUCAAUGGUCGUUAUUUUGCAGGCACAGUCUGCUCCAAGACGCCGGAAAUCCCUGGUCAGCUGUAUAGAUACGAUCCCACCGAUCUAUCGUGCAAGUUGAUCGACGAAGGCCCCUUCACGGAUUCAAACGGCCUAGGCUGGAGCCCCGACGGGAAGACAUUGUACUUCACGGAUUCGUUGGUGAAUCGUAUCCACGCAUACGAUUAUGAUUCGUCCACGGGAGACAUCAGUAACCGACGUGUCCAUAUCGACCCACUGGCAGAAGGAUUGCCAGAGAACUCGUACCCAGAUGGACUAUGCAUUGAUAGUGAAGGCGGGAUAUGGAGCGCGCGGUGGGGUGCCUCCCGGAUCAACCGAUUCAACCAAGACGGGAAGAUAGACUUCGAGAUUGUAUUCCCCACCGCGCUGAAUAUCACAGCCUGUGAAUUCGGAGGGCCGAACUUGGAUAAGCUGUACGUCACAAGCGCGCACUGCGGAGCGGUCGGCGGCGAUGCCAGCCGUCAGGCAUUGUAUCCUGAUUCCGGCCAUCUGUUUGUCGUUGACCUAGCGGGUCAAUUCCAUGGUGGCAAGUGGAGGUUCCACUUCGGUGGCUGA